Messenger RNA from Prosopis cineraria, 648 nucleotides. Its product is annotated as probably inactive leucine-rich repeat receptor-like protein kinase IMK2. The coding region runs from base 1 to 648 and encodes 215 amino acids. Gene Ontology annotation, molecular function: protein kinase activity; ATP binding. The transcript has 2 exons. Gene Ontology annotation, biological process: protein phosphorylation. The record is from RefSeq and is a predicted model, not a curated record. NCBI's taxonomy places the organism in Eukaryota, Viridiplantae, Streptophyta, Magnoliopsida, Fabales, Fabaceae.
AUGACCAAAGGAAGUCUAGCAUCAUUCCUACACGCUAGGGGCCCGGAAAUAGUGAUAGACUGGCCAACAAGGAUGAGAAUAGCCCUUGGAGUGACACGGGGCCUAUGCUACCUGCAUACACAAGAGAACAUGGUACAUGGGAAUCUCACUUCUAGCAACGUGCUACUGGAUGAGCAGACAAAUGCCCAUAUUACAGACUUCGGUCUCUCAAGACUAAUGACCACGUCAGCAAACAGCAACAUCAUCGCAACUGCAGGAAACCUUGGUUAUAAUGCACCAGAGCUCACAAAGACCAAGAAACCAAACACAAAAACUGAUGUCUAUAGCGUUGGUGUCAUCAUUUUGGAGCUCUUAACUGGAAAACCACCUGGUGAGCCGACCAAUGGCUUGGACUUGCCACAGUGGGUAGCAUCCAUAGUGAAGGAAGAAUGGACUAAUGAAGUGUUUGAUUUGGAGCUCAUGAGGGAUGCACCAACUAUAGGUGAUGAACUGCUCAAUACUCUGAAAUUGGCUCUUCAUUGUGUGGAUCCAUCCCCAGCUGCUAGGCCUGAAGUUCAGCAGAUUCUUCAGCAACUAGAAGAGAUCAAGCCAGACUUAGCUUCUGCUACUUCUGUGGAUGACGGAGCAAAAGUCCCAGAAACUGAAUAA